This is a messenger RNA of Ornithodoros turicata, 2458 nucleotides long. RefSeq names its product nose resistant to fluoxetine protein 6-like. The transcript is spliced from 15 exons. Gene Ontology annotation, molecular function: acyltransferase activity, transferring groups other than amino-acyl groups. The record is from RefSeq and is a predicted model, not a curated record. Lineage: Eukaryota; Metazoa; Arthropoda; Arachnida; Ixodida; Argasidae. The coding region runs from base 98 to 2101 and encodes 667 amino acids.
CAAACCUUUCACAGCACCUUUAAACUUUCCUCGUUGCCCCCAAAACAGUUUGGCGUACGAAGCGCUCAUCACAACGAGGAAUUCUUCUAUUGCAGCGAUGUGGUUCAAAUUUCGGCAUUCCUUUGUUUUAAUCGUCGUGUUAGAACUUGGGUAUUCAACGGCAUCCAGCGAUGGAACCAAGAAAGACCUGCGCACUGACGCAGAGGAGAUUCUCAAGGUGUUGUUGGAGAAGAUGAUACCGAUGGCGUCGGAACUUGCUGCCAGUCCACAGUUGAGCACGUCAUGCUCGGCGAGUUUGCUCAAGACGUUUGUGGGGAUACACCAGAAAGAACCCUGGGCCAUACGCAUGGUCCUGGCCAACGGUUUGAUGCCAGCCAACAUGUUGGAAGGCAGCCCCACCAGCAUCGGAGGAUACGAACAGUGUCUCAAGAUGCGUCAUUACGGGCACGAGAAAGAGCUCAUCUUCAAGGGACAAUAUUGCACGCUAUUCUUACACCCGCCGAAGGAAAUGUUUGAAGAAGCUGUUGUGCUCUUCUUCAGUCAAGGAGGAUCUGGCAGGCGCAAUAUAGUGAACCGUACCUUGGACAAGAGGUUCCAUCGUGAUGACCUGCGACUUGGACUCUGCGCACCUUCUGCAUGCUCUGUCGAGGAACUCAACUUUAUCGCAGCAUCUGUAUUUGGCCCUUACGACGCCAGAUCCCAAGUUCUCGGUUGCAGAACAGACGAUCCCAAACCAGUGUCAGCCCUUCAGAUCGUUUCCAUAUCCGUCCUAGGUCUCCUGGUUGUCCUCGUGAUAGUAGCUACACUUGUCGAGUGGCUCUUCCUUCAGAUGUCUAAGAAAACGGACGGACCAGUCAAAACUAGAAAGUGCACGGAGAUUCUGCUGUUCUUCUCGACAAUCACCAACACACGUUGUUUGCUGAAAACAGAGUGCAGAGCGGGAGCAGAGUCUCUUCAGUUCGUAGGAGGCGUCAAAGUCUUCCUCAGUUUCUGGGUAGUGGCUGCACACACGUAUAUCGUCGUCCAGCCAGAGUUCGUGCGGAACUUGGUGGCUUUCGACGCAACCAUCGACCAACUUCACUUUCAGUUGAUCCUCAACGCAUUCCUCAGUGUUACGACAUUUUUGUUUCUCAGCGGGUUUCUUAAAGCGUACCUGUCCUCUGGCAUAAAUUACAAAAAACGGAAUUUCUUCGUCCUCUGGGGAUCAGAAACACUGCGCAGAUAUUUCAGGUUGACGUGGCCUGUGGUGGUGAUUGUACUGGUGGCGUUCCUGAUGCCCCUUGCCGUGGACGGACCUGCUGACCGAGAAUUAUUCUUGAAGCAGAUCCAGGCGUGCGCCGACGGCUGGUGGACGGUGCUCACCUACAUCAACAACUUUAAUGCAGUCGACAAAGUGUGCCUGCAGCACCUGUGGUAUGUGAGCAACGACCUACAGAUUUUUGCCACAAUCGCCCUUCCACUGACCCUGCUGUUUGUGAGGUACCGAAGGACAGCCUUCGUCGUAUCGGCCGCACUGGUUGUGGCCUUCGCGGUGCUUACCUCUGUUCAGACUUAUCAGUGGAAGCUCUUCUUCAUGUUAACCAGUGGGACCAACGAUAUGAGGAAAGUAGUUCUUACCCUGGAGCACAUCUAUUUCAAGCCAUUCGCCCACGUCAGCGGCUACGUUCUGGGAGUCGUAUGUGGCUACGUCGCUGUUCGGUACAGGGCACUGCCGGUGCACCCGGUGGUCCAAGGAGCCCUGUGGUUUCUUUCGGCAGGAGCCAUUGCUUUCGUCGUGUACAUUACAUACCCGUGGAACCUGGGCAACCUCCCCAGUGAAACUGUCAACGCCCUCUAUGGAGGAUUUCAUCGCGUCCUGUGGUCUCUAGGGCUGUGUUGGCCGGCGUACGCGUGUGCGACUGGACGCGGUGGUUAUUUGAACGCAUUCCUCUCCUGGAAAGCUUUCACGCCAUUGUCACGGCUGACAUACGGGGUCUAUCUCAUCCAUUUCUUACUCCUCAUUUUCCGAAUGGGACACCUCAAACAGCCCGUCGACAUGGGAGAGUAUUUUCAACUCAUCACAGCUCUGGGCGUGUACACGUUGAGCUUUGCUCUUGCAUAGCUGUUGUACAUCUGCUGCGAAGCUCCAGCGACGCGCUUCGAGAAACUCCUCUUCGAGCAUGCGAAGGUCGUCAAAAAAGUCACGAUUAAGAGGCACCGGAGCAAGAGCGGAAGACUAACAACACGAAUGGUACAGCAGCGACAUGUCAACAGUGAAAACGAACUUGCCAUUUGCGGCUGUUAUUUAAGUACGGGCCGAAGGUUCGGUCCUAUACCUCUUUGCAUGCACCACCUGCUGCCUUGCAGGUAUUUAAGGGGCUGUGAUCUUUACACAGAGUUCCAUUGUAAAUCGAAGGUAGAGAGGCUAGUGGCGGUACACUUUCCAAGUUCUGAAGCCGCCCUGAAUUUGUUUAAUAAA